Molecule: messenger RNA, 732 nt
Organism: Cavenderia fasciculata
Lineage: Eukaryota; Evosea; Eumycetozoa; Acytosteliales; Cavenderiaceae
Exons: 2
Coding region: 1-732 (243 amino acids)
Source: RefSeq, a predicted model, not a curated record
AUGGGUACUACACCAAGUGAUUGGACAUGUAACACAUUGCCAACACUACCAGGUGCCGAUUCCAAAGCACCGGGAGUUUACACUAUGUUUAGUGCCGUGCCAAAAAGAGUGACUAUCAACUCGAUUACUGGAUCGUACAUUGAUAUAGACUACCCACUCAUGUACAUUGGCUCGAGUUAUUCAAGUGUCUAUGACCGUAUCCAAAAGAAAAAGAAUGUCGAUGGAUUUUGUACAGACGCCACUCAACCUGGAAAGGCUGGUACCUGUCUCUACUGCUACAAGACGCUUCCACUACCAAACCAAGACAAUAACCCCGAUGCCUACUUGAUCGAACAAAUCAUGUUGUCUAUGUUUUGUUCAUUGACCAAUGCCGUACAUAUGGGUGGUGUCCAGUACGACGUCAAUUGUCAAUUCGCACCCGGACAAGGAUACCUUACCGUCAGUCCAAUGGGUUGGCUCUCACAUGCCGGCAUCAACCUCAACGGUGGAUUCCAAGACGCCCUACUCAACGCUCGUUGCAACUAUCCCGCCCAAGUCCCACAAUUCCAAAACGCCCAACAACAUGAAGCUUGGGAAGACCAAUUUGAAAUCGAAGAUAUGGAUGACGGUGGUCUCAACACUGGGGGCACCUACCAAGCCGACGGUUCAGACCUCUCUGGUAAAAUGACCCCUGAAGAAGAAGCAAAAGAUUUGAUUGAUGAUUCAAAAGAUCAAUCAACUGCUUCUUUCUAA